Phytophthora sojae is the source of this 429-nucleotide messenger RNA. RefSeq lists its product as hypothetical. NCBI's taxonomy places the organism in Eukaryota, Oomycota, Peronosporomycetes, Peronosporales, Peronosporaceae. The annotation marks the transcript as partial. The transcript has 2 exons. The record is from RefSeq and is a predicted model, not a curated record.
UUACAACUCCUAUUUUACUUCGAAUACCAGGUUCUGGUUGAGUACGUUGAGUGCGUCGUGCCAUUCGUCUACCUAGUGUUUAAGUCUGUGCUCGAGCUGCUGCCGAAUGUAAAGUUCUAUCCGGGCGGCGCGGGCAAUUGGAGGGCGACCGCAGCGACUAAUCUGCUCGUAUUUGCGGUGCUGGAAGUUGGCUCGCUCGUGCUUGUCCACGUUUUCUUGCUGCGCAAGUUUGCAUUCUCGCCGCUGCAUCAACUCGCGUUUGUUCUAGAGACACAACUUUAUGCUGUACAAGCGACGCUUUUCUCACUGACAGUGUUCGUACUUCAGUACCGGCUCGCGCAUCUAGGUGCUGAUUUUACAUUUCGGUUUGACUGGCUUCGAGUUCUGCAGCUGGGGAAACUAUGCACGCAAAUGUAUACGGCUGUUUAG